Zasmidium cellare ATCC 36951 is the source of this 309-nucleotide messenger RNA. RefSeq lists its product as uncharacterized. The transcript is spliced from 3 exons. The coding region runs from base 1 to 309 and encodes 102 amino acids. Lineage: Eukaryota; Fungi; Ascomycota; Dothideomycetes; Mycosphaerellales; Mycosphaerellaceae. The record is from RefSeq and is a predicted model, not a curated record.
AUGCAGUUCACCACCAUCGCAACUCUGCUCUUCGUCGCCCUCGGCGCUGCUGCUCCCACCGAGCAGUACCUCCCAGAGAAGGGCGAUGGCUCUGGCUCCAACCUCUGCUCCAACGACCAAAAGGCCGCCUGCUGCGAUGGCAGUGGCACUGGUCUCCUCGGUGGCGUCUUGGGCGGUAUCCUCAGCGGCAACUGCGCUCUGACCGUCAUUGGCGGCUCUUGCACGCAGGGCUCGAUUGCUUGCUGCCCUACCUCUGGCCAGACCGGCCUUGUCAACGUCGGCAGCAUCUGCGCUCCAAUCACUCUCUAG